CUCUCUCUCUCUCUCUCUCUCUCUCUCUCUCUCUCUCUCUCUCUCUCACACACACACACACACAGUCACACUCGCACAUGCACCACAGAGGAUAACAGUUACACAGAACAUUUCCCCUUAGCUAAUUUGAGGAAAAGGACACACUGCUUCUGAAGGAUUUUACUCGCAGUUUUUUCUUAAGAAAAUAGUCUAGUAAAGCAGUGCGGAGGAAUACAACUGAAAACACGAUACAGUUUCAUUUUGUUCCUGGACAUGGUCAACUUGACAACAGCAUGACACCCUCCUGUUUGGAUUCCCUCCUCAGGCCAAAAUCCUGAAAACGAUGGAUGACGACAAGCAGCUGGCCCAGAGGAUCGAAGGAGCAGUCCAGUCGGCCAGCCAGGAGGUGACCAACCUGCGCUCUGAGCUGACGGCCACCAGCCGCAGGCUGGCCGAGCUGGGGGCUGCAGACCGGGAGCGUGACCCCCCAAUAGAGAACCACCACCAACAACACAUCCGCCACCACCACCACCACCACCAUGAUCCCUCUGUACACCAGAGGCAGAAGCAGCCAGCGACCGAUCUCUGUUACAAGAGUGACAUCAAGAGCCUAAUGGACUUCAGCACCCCAGACUCCUCUCUGGACAAAGUUUUGUUGCGGGAGGAGGUGGCCCAGCUCCAGGAGGAGGUGCACCUGCUGAGGCAGAUGAAGGACAUGUUGAGUAAGGACCUGGAGGAGGGCCACGGCGGCUGCUCCGCCGACGUGCUCUCAGCCACCGAGCUCCGCGUGCAGCUGGCCCAGAAGGAGCAGGAGCUAGACCGCGCCAAGGAGGCACUGCAGGCGAUGAAGGCGGACCGGAAGCGCUUGAAGGCGGAGAAAGCAGAUCUGGUCAACCAGAUGCAGCAGCUCUACGCCACACUGGAGAGCCGAGAGGAGCAGCUCCGUGACUUCAUCCGCAACUACGAACAGCACAGAAAAGAGAGUGAGGAUGCGGUGAAAGUGCUGGCUAAGGAGAAGGACCUGUUGGAGAGGGAGAAGUGGGACCUACGGCGGCAGACUAAGGAAUCUACAGAGCACUCCGGCGCCCUACGCUCCCAACUGGACCUGAAGGAGAACAGGAUCAAGGAGCUGGAGGCCGAGCUGGCCAUGAUAAGUAACAGUGUGACACAGAAAAUGGAAUACUGGGUGUUUGAUCGCCCCGUCGACAGGGAGCCUUCCCCUAGGGUCAUGUCGGCGAAACAGUCCUUAGCGACCCUAACUAAGGAUGUGCCCAAGCGCCAGUCUCUAGCCAUGCCCACAGAGGCGGUUGUCAACGGCAACAACCAAGAGUGGGUGAUGCACGCGGACCUGCCCCUCACCGCAGCCAUCCGGCAGAGUCAACAGACCCUCUACCACGUCCACACAGGCCACCCCACAGACAGACAAGUUGCUGCAGUCAGGGUGAGCCCGUGUCACUCCCGCCAGCCCUCAAUAAUCUCAGAUGCCUCGGCCUUGGAGGGCGACCGCUCAUCCACCCCCAGUGAUAUCAACUCCCCCCGCCACCGGACACACUCCCUCUGUAAUUCACUAGAGGAUCUGGAGGACCAGAAGCGUAAGAAGAAGAAAGAGAAGAUGGGCCUGGGCUCUCUGUCACGUGUCUUCGCCCGGGGAAAGCAGCGCAAGUCAAUGGACCCGGGUCUGUUUGACGACUCAGACAGUCUCUCAAGCCCCACCCGCCUCAGUCUCAGCCUAUCGGACGGGGAGGAUCAGCUGGACCGCCUCCAGCAGGUGGAGCUUGCCCGUGGCAUGCCCAUGUCACUGUGGAGGGCGGGCACCGUGCAGGCCUGGCUGGAGGUCGUCAUGGCGAUGCCCAUGUACAUUCGCGCCUGCUCAGAGAAUGUGAAGAGUGGCAAGGUGCUGCUGGGCCUGUCAGAUGAGGACCUGGAGCUGGGGUUAGGGGUCACCAGUUCUAUGCACCGCAGGAAGCUCCGGCUGGCCAUCGAGGACUACAGGGAAGCCGAGAGCGGCAGGGGGCUGUCCAAGGCUGCAGACAUGGACCACCACUGGGUGGCCAAGGCCUGGCUGAGCGACGUAGGGCUGCCACAGUACUCUCAGGCCUUCCACACACACCUGGUGGAUGGGCGCAUGCUCAACUCCCUGACGCGCCGGGACCUUGAGAGGUCCCUCAAUGUCACCAAGAAGGCCCACCAGGUCAGCCUGGUGCUGGGCAUCGAGCUGCUGCACACGCUCCACUUCGAUAAGGAGGCCCUCCAGGCCAGACGGGCUCAGUGUGAGCAUCAGAACCUGGAUCCCGUGGUAUGGACGUGUCAUCGGGUCGUUAAGUGGGUCCGAGACAUUGACCUUAAGGAGUUUGCUGACAGUCUCCAGAACAGUGGAGUUCACGGGGCUGUAAUGGUGCUAGACCCCUCCUUCAACACAGACUCCAUGGCAACGGCAUUGGGUAUACCCGGCAACAAGCACAUGAUUCGCCGCCACCUCACCGAGGAGAUGAAGGUCCUCAUCAGUUCAGCCAGGUCAGGUCUACAGCAAAACCAUGAUAGGCUGGGGACAAUGAGCACCCCGCCAACACCUCUACGCCACGCCUCCCCACCCACACCCUUACGGCACGCCUCCCUGGGCCGGCCCACCAGCUCCACCAACCGCCACACACACCCGGACGACGAAGGCUCCCUCAGGAGACGGGCCGUCAAGCCUCCUUUAGGGUUCAGCCCCAAAGCCCACAGUGGGCGGGACUUGAGUUGUCAUAGCAGCUACGGCUCGCUGCCGAGAGAGGCUUGUGACGAAGCUCCGCCCAGGACAGAGGGGAGUCCAAUCCACAAACACUCGGGUAUCGAGGUCACCAAUGUGUGAGGUCAUCGACGUGUGAGGUCAUCGACAUGCGACAUCUGUGCCUACAGUACGGCACAAGACAAUGCUUUGUGGGAUGCCAGACGAUGUUUACUGUACUUUUUGAAAGAUGGAGCCUUUGUUGGUCAGAAUACACUAUUUUCGAGAGAGAAGGAAUCUUUUUUCCAUUUAUAGACUAAGAACAACUCUUUCCAUCUCUCACUGGUAUUUGUCGAAUAAUCUGACCUUUGUGAGGACACACGUCUAUCCCAUGGAAACAAACUUAAACUGAAUAGGCUUUUAUUUUUGUAUUUGCAUUAUGUGCAAAGGUUUUUUAAACAGGAAAUGGCUCAACGAUUAGUUGGUGUUUAGUAGUUCUUAUUGAGGACGGGCCUGUUUCUCAAAAAGAAGAGCUGAUGAGGAAAUAUGGUCAUGUGUUUGUGUACAGGGUACUUUCCUGAUUCAUUGCAAAUUAACAAAAGAAAACUAUUCAAGUGAGAUUUAAAGCAAAUGUCUUUUUGAUGUUUAAUUCAAACAUGGUGUUACAGAAACUGUCUCAGAUGCCUUGCGAACUGGGACUAUGGACAUUGUCUCAGAUGCCUUGCGAACUGGGACUAUGGACAUUGUCUCAGAUGCCUUGCGAACUGGGACUAUGGACAUUGUCUAAGAUGAAAACUUAAACUUGAAGUUGUAUUAACUGUAUGUUUGAUAGUCUUUUUUCAGUUUGUUAAUAUACACUGUUGUGUCUAAACUAAAAUGAACACUCCCCGUGACAUUUGAUACAUUCAAUAAAACCAUUAACAUGGCA
Molecule: messenger RNA, 3614 nt
Organism: Oncorhynchus gorbuscha (pink salmon)
Lineage: Eukaryota; Metazoa; Chordata; Actinopteri; Salmoniformes; Salmonidae
Product: kazrin-A-like
Exons: 16
Coding region: 323-2830 (835 amino acids)
Molecular function (GO): protein binding
Source: RefSeq, a predicted model, not a curated record